CCUCUUCAGCAACUGCUCUCUACCAGAACAGCCUCUCCCUUCCUUUCCUAACUCCCACAACUUAUCAAACCUCGACCUGAGCAGCAACAGUUUCAAAGGAUUCAUUCCAGGCUCUCUUUUUUGGCAGCACCCCAACCUCGUCAACCUCAAUUUGGCUAACAACGAUCUUGACUCGAGCUUCCCUUCAGCAAUCACCAAUGCUGCCAAUCUGCAAUCCGUCUUCCUCUCAGGCAACCAGCUCAGCGGCCCCCUGCCGGACCUCUCAGCACUGCCCAGCAUCGUGUCGCUCUCCCUCUUUGACAACUCCCUCUCCUCCAUACCGCCCGCUAUGCUCGCCAAGAGCAACAACAUCACGCUGCAGCUAUUCAACAAUGAUCUGUGCAAGCCAUUCAAUCCAGACUACACGCAAGUCUGCUCCCCCCCGACCCCCCUCACCCAAUACACUGCCCCUGCUUUCUGCGACGGCCUCGCCUGCCAGUCCGACCUCUACAGCCCUAGCGCACCGCUCUAUAACGAGUCGCUCUCCUGCGUGUGUGUAUCCCCAUUAAGAGUCGAUCUAGAGCUGUUUAUAUCGGAUUUCGUGGUGUAUCAUGAGGCGCUGGUGCGGCAGCUGGAGCAGCGGAUCUACUCUGAGCUCACCAGCAAGUCCCACAUCAACAUGACCCGGGAGCAGAUUCUCAUCACUUCCAUCAACAGCCUCGUCUCUCUCUCCUCCCUCGCCGCCACCUUCGCCUCGGACCACACAGACCACCAGUCCACGCUCAUCAUCACCGUCCUCUUCUUCCCGCCGGGGGCUGAUGGCAGCUGGUACCCGCGAGACACACCGCAGGCCAUCCGCAGCGCCCUCACCACCAGGGACCUUGCCGUGCGCGUUGCCCUCGGCAAUUUUGGGCUCUUUCGAGUGGUUGGCUUCUACGGCCCAGCACCCUACAACCCCCCAUUGCAGCCGGCCGCGUCCGGGCUGAGCACGGGUGCUAUUGUUGCCAUUUCAGUGUGCUCCGCUGCUGUUGCCAUCGCCCUCAUUGUCGGUCUGCUCAUGCGUCCCUGGGAGAAGAAAAGGUGGAGCCAUGCGGACUACGAGGCACUGGAGGGCAUUACCCUGCAGCAAGCCCGCCGCUACUCGCUGCGACAGCUGGCGGAGGCAACCAACGGCUUUGAUGACUCGCUUGUGCUGGGCACGGGCGGUUACGGCAAGGUGUACCACGGCAUUCUGAACGGCGAGUCGGUGGCGAUAAAGAAAGCGACAGAGAAGCACCGGCAUGCAGGAGUGGAUUUCAAGAACGAGAUAGAGAUGCUGACAGCCGUGUCUCACGGCAACCUGGUGAAGCUCACUGGCUUCUGUGUGGAGCAGGACGAGCAGCUGCUGGUCUUCGAGUUCAUGGAGGGGGGGGCUUUGGACGCCUGGAUCAAAGGUAAGAUGGGGCGUCCUUUAUCAUGGAAGGAGAGAAUGCGGAUCGCUCUUGAUGCGGCGAGUGCGCUUCACUACUUGCACAAGGAAAUGAGACCCGGCAUUAUCCACCGUGAUAUCAAACCCGCCAACAUUCUCCUGACAGCAUCUCUUGAAGCCAAGGUGGCCGACUUUGGCAUUUCCAAGUCGCUGCCAGAAAGGGGCGAGCUGGUGCAGGAGGAGAUCAUCGGCAGCAAGGGCUACAUAGACCCGCACUUCGCUGUAUCAGAGGUACUAACGGAGCGCAGUGACGUGUUCAGCUUCGGGGUGGUGCUGCUGCAGCUGGCCACGGGGCAGCCGCCCGUCAUUCAGGGAGUGCCGCUCAGCCAGGUCGUGCUGCACCUCGCCUUCGGCCCCCACGGUCUUGCCUCCACCAUCGAUCCCAAACUCUCUCAGCUUCUUCCCCAGGCCAGUGAAGCUGCUCCUGCUGCUGCUGGUGCAUCAUAUGGUGCCUCUUUCCACGCUGCUGCUGGCGUAAACGGUGCUUCCAAUUACGGAGCUUUUGCUGCUAAGGGUGGUGCUGGUGCUCCUGGUUCUGCAGCGGGAGGCGAAGUGAGUGCGGGGGAGAUGGUGGAGGGGUUGGAGGAGACGUUCGGCACGUUCCUGCGGGUGGCGCUGUGGUGCACAGCAGAGCACCCCUCGCUUCGUCCCGACAUGGAGCAGGUCGUAUCUGCACUGCGCAGCAUCAGGGACCACCUCCGGGCGCUACCUGGGGGAGGCACUCCUGUGGGCCCCGCAGGGGUAGUCCCAAGCAGCGCCAGCAGUUACGGUGCUGCUGCUGAUGUGUCGCUAGCCACUCGUGCCAGCAGUGCAGGAGGCGGUUAUUCUCCUGCCGCCCGGUCUCCUGAGACCGGAUUCACAGGAGGGGCUGCCAGCCUGUCAACUCUUUGGAGUCACACGCCGGCUUCCAGUGGUCAAGCCAGGUCAAACUGGUCAAACUUUGAGGUGCCUCAGAAACAAACUCCUCCCAGCGGUCAACCGGGGUCAAGCUGGUCAAAUUUUGAGGUGGAGCAGGGAGGGAUGGAUGGGUAUGAUGACACUGGCACACACCAUCAGAUGCUCACAGGCCCCCAUGCCCGAUAG
This is a messenger RNA of Closterium sp. Yama58-4, 2530 nucleotides long. NCBI's taxonomy places the organism in Eukaryota, Viridiplantae, Streptophyta, Zygnematophyceae, Desmidiales, Closteriaceae. The record is from the annotation of a GenBank genome assembly.